Molecule: messenger RNA, 5105 nt
Organism: Gastrolobium bilobum
Lineage: Eukaryota; Viridiplantae; Streptophyta; Magnoliopsida; Fabales; Fabaceae
Product: E3 ubiquitin-protein ligase KEG
Exons: 16
Coding region: 1-4833 (1610 amino acids)
Biological process (GO): protein phosphorylation; protein ubiquitination; abscisic acid-activated signaling pathway
Cellular component (GO): trans-Golgi network; early endosome
Molecular function (GO): ubiquitin-protein transferase activity; ATP binding; protein kinase activity
Source: RefSeq, a predicted model, not a curated record
AUGAAAACCAGAGUUCCGUGCUGUUCCAUUUGCCAAACGCGGUACAACGAGGAGGAGCGGGUUCCGCUCAUGCUCCAAUGCGGCCACGGUUUCUGCAAAGAAUGCCUUUCUAGAAUAUUCUCGGCGUCGCCGGACACCACGCUGACGUGUCCGCGGUGCCGCCACGUCUCCACCGUCGGAAACUCCGUUCAAGCUCUCCCUAAGAAUUACGCCGUCAUCGGCCUCCUUCGCAGGCCCUCGCCUAAAGCAGUUAGGUCCGUUUUCGACUUCAAUUUUGACUACACCGAAGACGAAGACGAAGACGAAGAAGAAGAUGACGUGGACGUGGCGCGGCGGCGGAGCCAUGUGGCGCAGAAGUCGUGGUCGGGGAGGAUCGGGGAUUUGAGGUUGGUGAAGCGGAUUGGGGAGGGGAGGAGGUCUGACGUGGAGAUGUGGACGGCGGUGAUUGGCGGCCGGCAUAAGGUGGCGGUGAAGAAGGUUGCGGUGGUGGGGGAGGUGGUGGAGUGGAUGAUGGAGAAGCUUGAAUUGUUGCGUCGGGGUUCGAUGUGGUGUAGGAAUGUGUGCACGUUUCAUGGGGCAGUGAAGGUGGAUAACUGUUUGUGCAUUGUCAUGGACAGGUGUUAUGGAUCGCUUCAGUCUGAGAUGCACCGCAACGAGGGCAGGCUUACUUUGGAGCAAGUCCUUAGAUAUGGGGCAGACAUUGCGCGAGGGAUUGCUGAGCUACAUGCUGCAGGCAUUGUUUGCAUGAAUAUAAAACCAUCCAAUCUUCUUCUUGAUCCAGACGGUCAUGCAGUGGUUUCUGAUUACGGACUUGCUGCAAUUCUAAAGAAGCCUUCCUGUUGGAAGGCCCAACCAGAGUGUGACUCCUCAAAAACACACUCCUGUAUGGAAUGUACAAUGCUCAGUCCACAUUACACAGCUCCAGAGGCUUGGGGGGAACCGGUGAAGAAGUCAUUAAAUUUGUUCAGGGAUGAUGCAAUAGGUAUAUCUGCAGAGUCUGAUGCCUGGAGUUUUGGUUGUACACUGGUGGAGAUGUGCACUGGUUCUGUUCCUUGGGCUGGUUUAAGUUCAGAGGAAAUUCAUCAAGCGGUUGUCAAAGCAAAGAAUCAGCCCCCACAGUAUGCUAGUGUGGUUGGUGGUGGAAUACCUAGGGAUUUGUGGAAGAUGAUUGGAGAGUGCUUGCAGUUCAAGCCAUCUAAAAGGCCUAGUUUUAGCGCAAUGCUAGCAAUAUUUCUCCGUCAUUUGCAGGAAAUACCACACAGCCCUCCUUCGAGCCCUGAUAAUGACUUUGUUAAAAGCUUUGCAUCACAUGUGAUGGAGCUGUCCCCUGUUCCUGAUUUAGAUGUUACUCAGCAAAGCCCAAGCCAUCUUCAUCGACUUGUGUCUGCGGGGGACGUCAGAGGUGUUAGAGAUCUUCUUGUAAAGGCUGCAUCAGAACGUGGCAGCAACUACAUAUCUUCUCUAUUCGAAGUACAAAAUAUUGAUGGACAAACUGCCCUCCACUUGGCUUGUAGACGUGGCUGUGCAAAGCUUGUUGAGGCAAUCUUGGAGUAUCCAGAGGCAAAUGUUGAUGUCUUGGACAAAGAUGGAGAUCCUCCUCUCUUUUUUGCAUUAGCUACUGGAUCCCCGGAAUGUGUUCAUUGUCUUGUCAAAAGAAAUGCUAAUGUUAGGUCACGAUUGAGAGAUGGCUUUGGCCCAUCUAUUGCUCAUGUUUGUGCCGAUCAUGGCCAACCAGAUUGCAUGAAAGAAUUACUACUUGCUGGAGCUGAUCCUAAUGCUGUGGAUGAUGACGGUGAAUCUGUACUGCACAGAGCAGUUGCAAAGAAGUACACUGACUGUGCUCUUGUGAUAUUGGAGAAUGGAGGCAGUAGAUCAAUGGCCAUCUUGAAUUCGAAGAAUCUCACACCUCUGCACUUGUGUGUGGCAUCAUGGAAUGUAGCCAUUGUGAAAAGAUGGGUGGAAGUUGCAACUUCUGAUGAGAUUGCUGAAUCAAUUGACAUACCAAGCCCUAUUGGUACUGCUUUGUGCAUGGCUGCUGCCUCUAAGAAAGAUCAUAAAAGUGAGGGGAGAGAAUUGGUUAGGAUAUUGCUUGCUGCAGGAGCGGAUCCAUCUGCUCAGGAUUCACAGAAUAGACGGACAGCUUUACAUACAGCUGCUAUGACUGAUGAUGUUGAAUUGGUUAAGGUUAUUCUUGCUGCUGGUGUUGAUGUGAACAUCCGCAAUGUGCACAACAAUAUAUCCCUUCACUUAGCCUUAGCUAGGGGAGCUAAGUCAUGUGUUGGACUGCUUAUAUCUUCUGGGGCAGAUUGUAAUUUACAGGAUGAUGAUGGUGAUACUUCUUUCCAUAUAGCAGCAGAGACAGCGAAAAUAAUACGUGAAAAUCUUGAAUGGCUCAUUGUUAUGCUAAGGAAACCUAGUGCUGAUGUUGAAGUCAGAAACCACAGUGGCAAGACUCUACAUGACAUCUUGGAGACCCUUCCCCGAGAAUGGAUAUCUGAAGAUCUGAUGGAGGCACUCAUGAAUAGAGGAGUUCAUCUCUCUCCUACAAUAUUUGAAGUGGGAGACUGGGUGAAGUUUAGAAGAACUUUCAUAAAUCCAAUGAAUGGGUGGGAAGGUGAUCGGCAGAAGAGUGUUGGCUUUGUGCAAAGAGUUCCCGACAAAGAUAAUCUCGUUGUUUCAUUUUGUUCUGGCGAGUAUCAUGUUUUGGCAAAUGAAGUUGUAAAAGUCAUCCCGUUAGACAGGGGACAACAUGUACAACUUAAAGUAGAUGUGAAAAAUCCCAGAUUUGGUUGGCCUGGGCAGUCACGUGACAACAUUGGGACAGUAUUAUGUGUUGACGAUGAUGGGAUCAUCCGUGUUGGGUUUCCUGCACAAUCUAAAGGAUGGAAAGCUGACCCAGGAGAGGUCGAACGGGUUGAGGAAUUCAAGGUGGGAGACUGGGUUCGUAUUCGUCCCACUCUUACAACUGCGAAGUAUGGAUUAGGAUCUGUGACACCAGGAAGCAUUGGCAUUGUAUAUUGUAUCAGACCAGACAGUAGUCUGUUAAUAGAACUGAGCUAUCUUCCAAUUCCAUGGCAUUGUGAACCAGAGGAGGUUGAGCAUGUUGCUCCUUUUAGGAUUGGUGAUCGGGUAUGCGUGCAGCGAUCUGUUGCAGAACCUAGAUAUGCUUGGGGUAGCGAGACCCAUCUUAGUGUUGGAAAAAUAAGUGAGAUUGGGAAUGAUGGCCUCUUAGUAAUAGAUAUACCAAACCAACCCAUUCCAUGGCAAGCAGAUCCGUCAGAUAUGGAGAAGGUGGAGGAUUUUAAGGUGGUUGGAGAUUGGGUCAGAAUCAAAGCUUCAGUAUAUUCUCCAAGAUAUGGGUGGGAGGAUAUUCCAAGGAAAAACAGUAUUGGGGUAAUUCAUAGCUUGGAGGAGGAUGGCGAUAUGGGUGUUGCCUUUUGUUUCAGGAAUAAGCUUUUUCCUUGCUCGAUCACUGAUGUAGAGAAAGUUCCCCAUUUUGAGGUAGGGCAAGAAAUUCAUGUGAUGUCAUCUGUGACUCAGCCACAGCUUGGAUGGUCAAAUGAAACACCUGCUACGGUUGGAAAAAUAGUAAGAAUUGAUAUGGAUGGUGCUCUCAAUGUGAGGGUCACUGGUAGGCAUAGCUUGUGGAAAGUUUCUCCUGGAGAUGUGGAACAGCUUCUGGGAUUUGAAGUUGGUGAUUGGGUACGGUCAAAACCAAGUCUAGGGACCAAAUCAAGUCCUGACUUAAAUAGUUUUGGAAGUGAAAGUUUAGCUGUUGUGCAUAGUGUUCAGGAUUCUGGGUACUUGGAGUUGGCUUUUUGCUUCCAUAAAUUCAAGAUGAUGACUCAUUAUACAGAAGUUGAAAAGGUUCCUUGCUUUAAAGUCGGGCAAUAUGUAAGGUUCCGAACUGGUUUGUUGGAACCAAGGUGGGGCUGGAGGGGAACUCAGCCUGAAUCUCGAGGUGUUGUAACCAACAUUCAUGCUAAUGGAGAAGUGAGGGUGGCAUUCUUUGGUUUGCUAGGAUUGUGGCGAGGAGAUCCUGCUGACUUGGAGAUUGAACAGACAUUUGAAGUGGGAGAAUGGGUGAGGUUGAAAGAUAACGCCACUGAUUGGAAAUCAAUAGUGCCAGGUAGUGUUGGUGUUGUAUUAGGAAUAGACUAUGAAGGGGAUGAAUGGAACGGAAGUACUUAUGUUGCGUUUUGCGGGGAACAAGAAAGUUGGGUAGGACCAAGUUCUCAUCUUGAAAGACUUCACAAACUCAUUGUUGGACAGAAGGUUAGAGUUAAACUUUAUGUGAAGCAACCAAGAUUUGGGUGGUCAGGGCAUACCUAUACAAGUAUUGGAACUAUACAAGCCAUUGAUGCUGAUGGAAAGCUUCGAAUAUACACUCCAGCGGGAUCAAAAGCAUGGAUAUUGGACCCAUCAGAAGUGGAAGUGGUAGAACAGGAGGAGCGCUGUAUUGGAGAUUGGGUGAAGGUUAGAGCAUCAGUUUUAACCCCAACCCACCAGUGGGGGGAAGUGAGUCAUUCAAGCAUAGGGGUGGUGUAUCGGAUGGAAGAUGAGGAUCUGUGGUUGGCUUUCUGUUUUAUGGAGAGGCUAUGGCUUUGUAAGGCAUGGGAAAUAGAAAAGGUUAGGACAUUUAAAGUGGGGGAUAAUGUUAGGAUCAAAGAUGGAUUAGUGAACCCAAGGUGGGGAUGGGGAAUGGAGACACAUGCCAGUAAGGGACAAGUGGUAGGGGUAGAUGCAAAUGGCAAGCUAAGAAUAAAGUUCCAGUGGAGGGAAGGGAGGCCCUGGGUCGGAGACCCUGCUGAUAUUGUCCUUGAUGAGAAUUGAUGUGCUAUGUUAGAAAAAUUAUAUAAGGUGAUAAGUGGAAAGCUUUAAGCUCCUUGCUAUGUGCUCUGAACUAUAACUUGGUUUUGAAGGUGGAAAUACAUUUUGAGCAGAUUUAUUUAUAUUAAUAAAUGGGGGAGUAAAAAGAGUGAAGUGGGAAGGAAAAGUUGGCUUGCUGGCUAAUAUUUACUGGAGAUUUAAUGGAGGUCAAAGCAAAACUAGCAUGCUCAUAUGCACAGGAGAUUUAAUCGCAGCAAAGCAAAAACUAACAGUAG